Molecule: messenger RNA, 819 nt
Organism: Brachypodium distachyon (stiff brome)
Lineage: Eukaryota; Viridiplantae; Streptophyta; Magnoliopsida; Poales; Poaceae
Product: MAPK kinase substrate protein At1g80180
Exons: 2
Coding region: 290-598 (102 amino acids)
Source: RefSeq, a predicted model, not a curated record
CGUAGGCGGCUUUUUCUUAAUCGUGUAAAUACUACUUGUACGUACCAUCGACCGCCAGCAUCAGUUGCUGCUCCUUUGUCCUGUCGUGGCAGCGGCACUGCGAUUCCUAUGCCAAACCCCAUACGCCCACACGACGCAAGCACAUAUGCAUUGACUGCUCCCCAAGUCCAAACUCCAUCUGCACGGUCAUAUAUAACUGCGCCGGCCGCGCGGACCGGCAGGUAGAGAGCUAGCCAGAAAGGCCUCAAUUAACCGAGAGGAUCGGAAGACUCGAUCGAGGGGAGAGGGUAUGGCGGGGCUGCAGCGAUCGAGCGAGACGUUCCGGCGGUCCGGGUCGUCGGGGAUGGUGUGGGAGGAGAAGCACCGGUCGGCGUCGGGCAAGGAUCAGGCCGCGCCCGGCGCCGUGGCCGGCGCAAGGCCGCAGCGGAGCGGCUCGGGCGGGCAUGGCGGGUACAGGGCGGGCCACGUCCAGCCCGCGCUCGACCCGCCCUCCCCGCGCGUCGCGGCCUGCGGCUUCUGCAACCUCUUCGGCAAGCAGGAGGCGCCAGCGCCUCAGCCCCGCGCCGGCGCUGGCAGCGCCAAGGGGAAGCGCCGGUGAGCCGGGCCUGCUGCCGCCCGCGCGCGGCUAGCUAAACGUCGAUUUGAUUUGAGGACACUAGGCCUUCGAACUCGAACUUUUGCCCGGCCAACGGAAAUUGCAGGUCAAAUUGGCUAAGAUCAGGGGAGACGGAGUGAGAUGUAUAAUUAUAAACUUCAAACUGUGGCCUGAAGUUGGAAUCGUGAAAUUGCAAACUUCGUCCCCCUCAACAUGUUUCUCAA